Phlebotomus papatasi is the source of this 507-nucleotide messenger RNA. Its product is annotated as UPF0547 protein C16orf87 homolog. The record is from RefSeq and is a predicted model, not a curated record. Bases 76 to 507 code for a protein of 143 amino acids. The transcript is spliced from 2 exons. NCBI's taxonomy places the organism in Eukaryota, Metazoa, Arthropoda, Insecta, Diptera, Psychodidae.
UGCCGACUGGAAAGACAAGUGUCAACAUUUCCAGGAGAUACUACCACAAAAAUAUAUUUCUCCUGCCCCAAGAAAAUGAUCAAAAAAGCCUGCCCAGAGUGUAAAUUGCAAGUAGCUGUGGCAUGUAAAAGUUGCAAAUGUGGUCAUUCAUUUUUCCAUGCACGAGCCCGAAGGAAUUCCCAGAAGAAAGACGAAGAAGGUGAUGGUCAGAAGAGACGUACUGGUCGUGUUCGUCGGGAGAAGCCUCAGUUCUAUGAUCCGUCCAAAUUUGAGAAUAAACGCAAGAAGAGAAAGGACAGGAAGAACAACCCAAAAUUUUCCAUAGAGUCAAAUGGGAAGGGACCCAAAGGAACACGUCUAAGGGGUCCCAGAAGGAAGACAAAGAAAGAUGAGGAGGAACGAGGGGAUACCAUUUCACAGUUGUCUGAGGAAAAACAGAAGAUCGCAUCGAUCAUUUUGGCGGAAAUAAAUCAAAAAUUGGGCUCAGUCGUGUGGAAUCCCAAGUGA